Messenger RNA from Kazachstania africana CBS 2517, 936 nucleotides. RefSeq names its product Cto1p (gene CTO1). The transcript has a single exon. The record is from RefSeq and is a predicted model, not a curated record. NCBI's taxonomy places the organism in Eukaryota, Fungi, Ascomycota, Saccharomycetes, Saccharomycetales, Saccharomycetaceae. The coding region runs from base 1 to 936 and encodes 311 amino acids.
AUGAGGAACAUAUUUAUUUCUGAUUUUGAUGAAACAAUUACAAGUAGGGAUACUAUCGAAAUAAUAGCAGAGCUACCUUAUUUGUUAAAAUCCAAUUUUAAGCCAAAAUGGUCUCACUUUGUUCAAAAUUACAUGGAAGGUUUUGAUAACCUGUACGAUGCAAAUCUGCAUAAGAGAAAGUUACCGUUAAUCAAGAUUGAACCUUCUUUCAAACUUUCAACGCAAAACUACAGAAAACUGCUGGACAGUGAAUUUGCCUUCCAAUCAUUUAAUGCGUUGAUAGAAUUAAAUAGCAUCGAGGAGAUUUCUAGGUAUUCUGUUUUCAAAGACAUUACUGUGGCUCAAAUGAAAGAUUAUGCAACAUCUAAACUAAUCGAUGAACCAUUGUUACUGAGAAAAGACUUCACAACUUUGGCAAAGUUGAAAAUAAAGAAAGAAGACUUUUACGUUGUUUCCGUUAAUUGGUCAACCGAAUUUAUUUCUGAGAUAUUGAAAGAAAGAUUACUGAGCGAGCAACACAUCUUCUGUAAUAAUCUCUUAGUUGAAGGCGAGAAGUAUACAGGAGAAUUUUCCAAUAAACUACUAACAGGAUCUGACAAAGUAACUGUACUAGAGGAUCUUUUAGCAGAUUUAAAACUGAAAGAGGAAGGUACGAAGUAUUGGUAUAUCGGUGAUAGUGAGACAGAUCUACUUUGUAUCUUGCAUCCUAGAGUAAAUGGGGUCUUGUUACUAGAUCCGAAACAUAAGAGAGCUAGAUUUGAUGAGAUUACAUUGAAAAUCUUGGGGCUUCCAAUCGAUGAAAUUAAUGAAUUCUGUCAGAAUGAUCGAGUGCAUUAUUUGAAGUUCGACAUCAAAGAGGGAAACAAUGCUCUUUACUUAAUCAAGUCGUGGGAAAGUUUUGACAGAAUUUUGACAGACGAAAACAUCAUUACAUAA